ACGUCAUCGUCUCAGCUGACCCGAGCAGAGCAGCUGAGAGCGGAGCGUCAUGGCGGUGUAGUGAAGAUCACACUCAAUGUUUACAAUCGGUUUACCGUCACAUUUUUCGUUUCACGCCGGUUUGACAGCAACCCCAAGCGACCGACGCGAUAUCAGGUUAUUCGGUGUGGUGAAGGUCCAGGACUGUGGCCUGCUGGUUUCUGCGCUGUGAUCCUCUCUGCCCACCCUUCCUGGGGCCAUGGUCGAAGAGGAGGAGCAGAGUGUGAAGGUCAAUGGCAGCCCUGAUCCACAACACCAACAAUUACAGGUCUUAUUUCCGUUGCUGUAUGGUGAGCGUGUGGAGUAUGUGGGAAGGGCUGAAAGGUCUGUCAUCACUUUAACCAGCUACCGACUUCACAUCGAACUACAAGACAACAUCAUCAACGUUCCUCUACAGGUAAUAGAAAGCGUAGACUGUCGUGAUAUGACGCAACUGCAUCUCACCUGUAAAGACGGCAAAGUUAUCAGAUGUCACUUCAUGUCGGUAGAACAGUGUCAGGAUUGGUUGAGAAGGAUAAGCGCAGUGGCACGUCCGCCGGGCAGGUUGAAGGAGCUGUUCGCCUUUACGUUCGUCUUGUGUAGCACCAAUUCUUCUGGAGAAGAGAAAGUGUUGCAUGAUGGGAUAUGCCGUGCAGGAGGACACGAGCAAAGGUUUAAGAGUGAGAUGGAGAGGAUGGGCUUUCACACCCAUAGUGCCUGGAGAAUCUCCAACAUUAACAACAACUACAGGUUAUGUGCCAGUUACCCCGAGCAAAUCCUCGUGCCUGCUGCGGUCACAGAUCAGCAGCUAGAAAACGUGUCAGCUUUUCGUUCUUGGAAGAGAAUCCCAGUUGUCGUUUACAGACACCGAAGUUCGGGCGCUGUGAUUGGUCGCUGCGGACAGCCGGAGGUCAGCUGGUGGGGUUGGAGGAAUGCAGACGAUGAGCGUUUGAUACAGUCCAUUGCUAAAGCAUGUGCCGCAGAUUUGCCGACGAGCAACGGCUCUUGCAUCCACGACUCUGAUCCUCACACGGCCAAUAGGAACACAGAGUGGGCACCAAAUGCCACGCCCUCUCAGAAGCUGCUAAUAAUGGAUGCACGUUCAUACGCCGCUGCGGUAGCCAAUCGGGCGAAAGGAGGCGGGUGUGAAUGCCCAGAGUAUUACCCCAGCUGUGAGGUGAUGUUCAUGGGCAUGGCCAACAUUCACUCCAUUCGAAGGAGCUUUCAAUCUUUGCGGACCGUCUGCGCUCAAGUUCCCGAUCCGGUGAAUUGGUUGUCUGCUUUGGAGGGCACAAAAUGGCUGCAGCAUUUGUCUCUGUUACUGAAGGCGUCACUGCUGGUGGUGAACGCAGUGGAUCGAGACCACAGGCCCGUCCUCGUGCACUGCUCAGACGGAUGGGACCGGACGCCUCAGAUCGUGGCACUGUCCAAACUGCUCCUGGAUCCGUUCUACAGAACCAUUCAGGGUUUUCAGGUGCUGGUGGAGAUGGAGUGGUUGGAUUUUGGUCAUAAGUUUGCCGAUCGCUGCGGUCACGGUGAGAACGCGGAUGACGUGAACGAGCGCUGUCCUGUGUUUCUACAGUGGCUGGAUUGUGUGCAUCAGCUCCUGAGACAGUUCCCAUGUUCCUUUGAGUUCAACGAGGCUUUUCUGGUGAAGUUAGUGCAGCACACGUACUCCUGUUUAUUCGGGACGUUCCUGUGCAACAGUCUUAAGGAACGUGAGGAGCAGCAGGUUCAGGAGAAGACCUGCUCUGUGUGGUCUCUGCUGCGGCCUACAAACCCAGCCUUCCUCAACAUCCUCUAUUCACCUCGCUCUGAGACGGUUUUGCACCCAGUGUGUCACGUGAGGAACCUGAUGCUGUGGAGUGCCAUCUACCUGCCUAACUCCGCCCCCUCUACGCCCUCCGAUGAGUCAUGCAUGCCGCAGUCCGCCCCCGUAUCACCUGAGGACACACCUGUGAGCAGGUUAUCAAAGACUCGGUCAUGUGAUGACUUGCCAGCAGCUACUCAGAAUCACCACAGCAGCGACCCCAACCUGAAUGAGACGUGGCAGGACCACCUGACGAUCACAACAGAAUCAAACAGUUCGCAAUGCAGCACCGAUGACAGUCACAGUACAUCUGAGAUGACGCUGGACCACAGACUCGUCUGCUUGGAAACAUUAAGCGGACAUCUGCCGGGACACAGGACAGAAGGGGCGGAACUCUGUGUGGAAAACGGAGUGACCGACAGCCAAUUAGAAAACGUUUUGCAGGAAGAUAACAUGAAGUUGGAGUUUCGAAUCAACACGUCUGCCCUUAGUAGUCCUGAGGAUUCUGCUUCCUCAGAUGGCAGUAAUGUGAGUGCUGAAGACCAAACAUCUGAGCAUACUGAUGAUCCAACCUACCAACCGACAUCCCAGAUGCUGUUGGCCGGUCCUGAUGACCUAGCAGUGGAUAAUGAUGUUACAGCCAGUCAUGAACCCACCACAUCUCUCACAGAGGAACCACACUGUCCAAACAGCACACACCAGUCUCCUGAUGACAUCAUCUGUGGUGAUCAUCAGUAUAACAGCACUGAUGUGCAGACGGCAACUGGAGACGACGCUUCCCUCACGCUACCCCACAAAUGCUCAUCGGGUUUUUCAGAGCAAGAGCCUGCGGUCACCCAGCGUUCAACAACAUCAGGAGAUGAGGAUAAAGAUGAGCUGAGACUACACAACGAUGUUGUACAGAUACGGCAGAUGGAUGCGGAGCGUCGUCUGCAGGUGGAUGCGUUGAAAAAGCUCUGGAGUCGCCUGCACGUCAAUGGAAAACUGUCAUCGUUGCCGGAUGGCGAGAAUAACUUUGAUCCUGGCUGUUUACCGCGGUGCAGUACUGAACUGCUGUCAGAGUCCAGCUGGGAGCAAAUCGAACAACAGGACCCAGAGGUAAGACAGUGGUACUCGGAUCACCCAGCAUCCCGUUGCUAUGGAUGCAAGAGGACGUUUUGGUUGGCUGCAAGAACACAACACUGCAGUGGCAGAGAAGCUGUUGAGGAGGACUGGAACUGUGGAAAUGUGUUCUGUGCCAGCUGCUGUGACCAGAAGGUGGCGGUACAGAGUCAACAGCUGUGUGAAUCAAAGCACGUGUGUCAGGUGUGUUACGGGCACCUGCGACCCUCGCCCGUUCCACCUGCGCUGCCCCCUGCUGACCUUGAGCUGGAGAAUCCCAUCGCUGCCAGUUCCAACUGAUGGGAUAUUUUAAUAAUUUGUUUUAAACCUGGAUGACUUUCUUCUGUGAAGCACAACGUUCAUGUCAGAGUUUCAAUGCAAUGAAAUCAAAAAAUAAUUAUAUAGUCUUCUGAACACAUACAUUAGAUCUGUAAGAAGAUGUUCCUCCUGUACAGCUGCCAAAUCUUAUUCAUGAUUUAUUUUGUCAUGAUCAUGGAGGUCGUGAGAAGGGCUGCUUUAGAGUUUCACAGAAUUAAAGUCAUUCUGGUUUUGUAUUGGUGAACUGUCACUAUAAAGGCACCUUCAUUCCAUUCACACAAAUUGUACCUUACAUCUUAAUUCAUGUAGAUACUCUCCGAGUUGGCCUGGCUCUAGAAAACGAAAUUGUAAAAUCUAGAGCCGAAAGAUUUUGCACACACUUGAUUAUCUGUACAUUAAAUAUAUCUAUAUGUAUAUUAUGUCACAUGUACAGCUAAUGAUGAGCUUUACGUGAUUGAAAACUCAAUAGAAGUGCAGUUGGAUUUAAUAAUGAGCAAUACAUGCAGGAUCUUCAAAACAUCGAUAUGUUUGGAUGACGUAUCUUCAGUGUGUCUGUUGAUGUAAAAGUCCUAAAAUGCUGCUCUUCAUCUCAGAUGGUUUCUGUUCUGGAGCCGUCUGCUGUUAAUGCUGUCGCUUAUGGAGUCCACAGGGAGCUCUGAGAUGAUUGUGUGAAUGAAAUAAAAGCUCAACACACUGCCAACC
Messenger RNA from Misgurnus anguillicaudatus (oriental weatherfish), 3949 nucleotides. Lineage: Eukaryota; Metazoa; Chordata; Actinopteri; Cypriniformes; Cobitidae. The record is from RefSeq and is a predicted model, not a curated record.